Messenger RNA from Leptidea sinapis, 1300 nucleotides. RefSeq names its product iduronate 2-sulfatase (gene Ids). The transcript is spliced from 4 exons. Gene Ontology annotation, molecular function: iduronate-2-sulfatase activity. NCBI's taxonomy places the organism in Eukaryota, Metazoa, Arthropoda, Insecta, Lepidoptera, Pieridae. The record is from RefSeq and is a predicted model, not a curated record. Bases 130 to 975 code for a protein of 281 amino acids.
CUCGGAAGUCGAUAUGCCAAACAUUCAAAAAUAUGCGGGAAAAGGAAUAAGUUUCAAAAACGCUUUUGCGCAGCUGUGGGAGUUCAUAAACCACACAUUCCACUGAAAUUUCUAAGAAAAUAUCUAGCAAUGGUACCAAUGGCGAGUGUGAAACCACCGACAUUUCCCACUUUUCCCGAAUCAGUACCAAUCGUAGCCUGGCAUCCUUGGACAGACAUACGUAGAAGAGACGAUAUGAAGCGGCUUAACAUUUCCUUCCCUUUUGGCACGAUGCCCCCAGAAUGGACGUUGAAGAUCAGGCAAAGCUACUAUGCUGCCUCAUUAUACGUAGAUGCUUUAAUCGGACAACUACUGAAGUAUGUGGAUAAAACGAACACUGUUAUUGUUAUCACCAGCGAUCACGGUUGGUCACUUGGUGAAAACGGUAUGUGGGCGAAAUACAGUAACUUUGAUGUUGCCUUGAAAGUACCGUUAAUUUUUAACAUUCCUGAAACUGCGCCAAGAGUGGUAGACACCCCAGUUGAACUUAUUGAUAUAUUUCCAACUAUACUGGAUCUCGUUAACUUAAAUAAAGACAUACCAAACUGUAAGGGAUCUAAUGAUAAAGCACUUCUAUGUUUCGAAGGGAAAAGUCUAGUAUCCUUAAUGAAAGGAUCGCAGGGAAAGAUAGAGAAAGCAUUUGCGAUUAGCCAGUACCCACGCCCCAGUGUCUACCCAGAACAUAAUUCAGACAAGCCACGUCUUAGAGAAAUAAAAAUAAUGGGGUACAGCAUUCGAACAAAAAAAUACCGAUACACAGAAUGGAUAAGUUUCAACAGCAGUUUAUUUACAAAAGAUUGGAAUACAAUACAUGGCAUAGAGUUAUACGAUCACGAAAUGGACCCUGACGAAUCUUAUAAUAUUUUUGACUGCAAAACAUAUUUACACACAAGAAAAAAACUUUCAAAAAUGCUUAGGACUCAGGUUAACUUAUAGUAUUACAAGAUUAUGUCCCCCAUUUCGUCUGCAUGUGUACCUUAGAUACUUUAGAUAGUCUCUUGUUGUUAGACAACAGAUAAAAACACACCAGGUUUAAUACUGUAGUGUGCGUGAGAAACUAUGUCUUACACUCGCAAUAAUUUUUUUAUUUAUUUAAGGAAACAAACAGUAUAAUAUGCACAAUGGAAAAAAAGUUACUACAAUCUGGUAUAACACCUUCACCAGUAAAAUUUACAAAAUUAAAAGUCACAUUUAGACAUGUCAGAAGAAAAAAUAAAAUAAAAGUUAAUAAAAUUAUACAAAAUUAUAUUGUAAAAAAAAA